AUGCCGAUAACUGGUGGCGUAGCCGAUUGGUUAUUAGCGUACAUGGACAGAAAACAGCACUCAGCCGAGCUCCAACAAGUGCUGCGCAAUGAAAAUGACAAAAAAUUAUGGUACAAAGAGUCUUCUAUCAUACGGCAAAAGAUAAGACGACUAACCAAGCUUGUUGUACUGAUUUCGUAUUUCGCAGUCUUAAUGUUCUAUUUUUAUGGAAGAUGUGAGAAAAACCGAAAGGAGGUGAAUCGGGCAGACAAUAAGUUAUACGAUAAUAUGAUCUUUAUAUACAGUGUUUAUCUAAUAAAUCAGACAUCAAUCCGGGCAGUUCUUGUUCGUCAGUGCGAUGCGCUCGAUCAGUUGUCCAUCAUUCUUUCAUGGGGCGAUAAAGCGCAGUACAGUGCUCCACUAGUUCAUCAGUCUAUCGACUAUUGCCCUUGGACGUAUUCACCAAAAACCUGA
Messenger RNA from Gongylonema pulchrum, 453 nucleotides. NCBI's taxonomy places the organism in Eukaryota, Metazoa, Nematoda, Chromadorea, Rhabditida, Gongylonematidae. The record is from the annotation of a GenBank genome assembly.